AUGAGUGGCUACUACCGCGGCGAUUAAAAUACAUUUAUUUUUCCGUCGGACUCGCCUUUGAGCACGAAAAGCUGCCCCCGUUAGUGUCUCGCCGAAAGACGAAAGAUAAUACAGAAUCAAACGCCUCUCAAACGGUGUUUUUUUCUUCGGUCGGUCGGUCGGGUUUCCCAGGGAAGAAAAACGAGAAGGAGGAAGCUAGUAACUUGGCUCUGCGAAUUUUGCAGAUUAAUAUCCAAAAUUUGAUCAAUUACUUCGAACGUAAAAGUGACGAAAUUAUUCAGUGUUACCCAUCGGUAUCAAUUAGAGUUAGAAAAUCGACUUUCUUUCGCGAAAUUGGACGAAGAAAAAGUGAUCAGAAUCUUGACGGAAAAGCAAAGUGUGAUAUAAGAGCGGAUCGAGGCGCAAAAGCUGAAAUAAACUGUGAUAUUUUAGGUUGUUACUUUUCUUCCCUCGAAUUGUGCGAAAUUUUUGUGGUGUAGAAUCUGAACAUCGAUAGAAUCCUUGAUAAAAAAAAAAGAAGUGUGUGCAAGUUAAUAUACAGCAAUGGGCCCAAAGGCGCAUGAUUUCCUGGUUACGUUGCGUCGUAACUCACCCCAAACUCCAUGGGGCAUUCGACUGGUCGGUGGAACGGAUCUCAACGCACCGCUGAUCAUCACACGGGUUCAAGUCAACAGCCCGGCUCAGAAGGAACUGCUUCGUGGCGACAUCAUAACCAAGAUUGACCAGUACGACGCCCGGGACCUCACUCACAACGAUGCACAGAACCUCUUCCGCGACGCGAGCAACCAAAUUAAGGUUACCAUUCGUCGUGACGAUACAGUAGCGCUCUAUCAGAGUGCCCACGAAAAGAACGACGUGGGAUCCGCUGGAUACAGCCCGGCGCUUAGUCCGAUUCCACCGGCUCACUCGGCCCAGCCAUAUAAACCAUAUGGACAACCGGCUCCAGCUCAGCCGUUCCAACAGCAGCCGCAGCAGCCAAAGGCGCAACCACAUUUGAACUUCCCUCCGCCGGAACCGAGCCAGCUGUUGCCAAGUGUCAAUUCAUCGCUUCCCCAUGGACCCCAAGCUUACGCCGCCGCUUUGGAACAUCCGGUCGAAACUCUGCCACAUACGGCCUUCCCGAAAUUGGACGCCAGUGGUGCUUACCAGCUGCCCAAAACUCCAUAUCCACCACCGAUGGUUCCAAACUUCGAUGAAGCCAACGAGGCGAUAACUAAUCAGCCAUACCGAACCACACCGCUAGUCCUACCCGGUGCCAAAGUACCGAAAAUGGACGCUCUACCGACAGAAUCCUACCUCAGACACCACCCAAAUCCAGCAAUGCGUGCUCCACCUGUUCACGACUACACAGACACACUGAUGAGACAGAAGGUCGCGGAAACAGUAAUCCACCGUGUUGUAGGAGAUGAGCCAGCCAACGGCCCAAAGAUUGUCCACAAGCAAUUCAACUCCCCGAUCGGAUUGUACUCUGAUAGCAACAUUGAGAACACCAUCAGACAAACCGCCCCCCAGACUCAGGCUGUGCCAUCAAACGGAUUCACAAGCCGCCAUAGGCCCACCAAAAUUGAAGGCUACAAGAAAACCGUCGUCUUUGAUCCGAGCAAGAGUGAAACCUAUCGUGCCCUGCAGGAGGGAGCUGGUGAGGGACUCCAGGAAGUGACCACGCCAAUCCAGCCACGUACCUUCCAGCCGAACCGCUUGGUACCAGGAAAGAAACCAAACGCGAAUCACCCAGCUCCCCAGCCAGAAUUCGCUCAACAUGUCAACUCGAUGGGCGAACCGAACGAGAAGAUCCAGCAGAGUGGAUCUUUCAGACGUUUGAUGCAUCACGUGCUGGCGGAAACGGACUACUAAGGUCCCCGAAGGGCCGCCGUCGCCACCUUAGGUUAGGCACGAUAAGGAGACAGAAGAAGAAUCACUGUUAUUUCAUUUCAAUGAAGCACACCUAUUUACCGGUGAAUCAUUAGAUGCCCCUUUGUCUGUUGCGUUAAUUCAAUCACACUUGACACUUAACAUGUUAUCUCAACAGUUUGGGGUUUGUGCUAAAUGAAUCUAAAGCCUUUGUUAAAAAUACUCGAUUUUUGAGAAUUCAUCCAUGCACGAAGCAACAUUGUUAGAAACUCGGUGUAAAUAAAUUGCUUUCAAAGUAGCGUUAUCCAUUGAAAUAAUUUAUUUUUGUCAGUUCACUAAACACAUUAAAAAUAUUUAUUAACGGUAGCUUCAUGCAGUUUUCGUUUUUUUCUGUUGAUUUCUUGUAAUACAUUAUUAAGCAAAGAUUUUAUCCCAAGAUGAUACGGGCUUCUUGAUGCGGGUGAAUAGAUUGCACAAUCAACGCAUUCAAGCAAGCUUCGCGAAAUAAACGGGAGAAAUACGCUCGAGUGAAUGUUCUAGUCAAAAACUUCGUUGAACUUUGGUGAGAAGGGAAAAAAAGAUAAGUCUCACGCUUUACAUAGUGACAUAGAUUUGGUAAAAAUAAAAUGGCAAAAAGUUAGCGAACACUAGUGUUACGAAAUAUUUAUACAUUAUUACUUAACUCUUAAUAUUCGAAUCAUUAAUCCGCACAUUGAAGAAGAAAAAUAUACGAGUAUAGGAAUUUAUCUAAAGCACACUGAGACGAGAAUGUGGCAUUAAGUUUAAUAUGAUAAUAAUCCAUAAGAGGGCUUUUGUGACGAGAAAAGGAUUACGAGUAUAACCAUCAAUAAAGAUUGGAAAUAUA
Messenger RNA from Toxorhynchites rutilus septentrionalis, 2716 nucleotides. RefSeq names its product PDZ and LIM domain protein Zasp (gene Zasp66). Gene Ontology annotation, molecular function: actin binding; muscle alpha-actinin binding. Gene Ontology annotation, cellular component: filamentous actin; stress fiber; Z disc. The transcript has 9 exons. Gene Ontology annotation, biological process: actin cytoskeleton organization; muscle structure development. The record is from RefSeq and is a predicted model, not a curated record. NCBI's taxonomy places the organism in Eukaryota, Metazoa, Arthropoda, Insecta, Diptera, Culicidae. The coding region runs from base 544 to 1854 and encodes 436 amino acids.